AUGGCGGAAGGGAAAAAGGAAACGAUUCGCCUGGAGCCUGAAUCUGUCAUCCCUAUCCUCAAACCCAAGCUCAUCAUGACCUUGGCUAAUCUCAUUGAACAUAGCAAUGACAGGCAAGAGUUUCUCAAGCUCUGCAAGAGAAUUGAAUACACUGUCCGAGCUUGGUAUAAUCUUCAGUUUGAAGAUUUGAUGCAACUAUACUCUCUUUUUGAUCCUGUACACGGCGCCCAGAAACUCCAGCAGCAGAACCUUACUUCUCACGAAAUUGACGUGCUUGAACAAAAUUUCCUCGCUUACUUGUUUCAGGUUAUGGAGAAGAGCAACUUUAAAAUAACAACAGAUGAAGAGAUCGAGGUUGCACACUCUGGGCAGUAUCUUCUCAAUCUUCCCAUCAAAGUUGACGAGUCAAAGCUUGACAAGAAACUACUCAAGAGAUAUUUUGAGGAGCACCCACAUGAAAAUCUUCCAGACUUUUCUGAUAAUUAUGUCAUCUUCAGACGUGGUAUUGGAAUGGAUAGAACCACAGAUUUCUUUUUCAUGGAGAAACUGGAUGUGAUCAUAUCACGUUUUUGGUCCGCUCUCCUGAGAAUCACUAGGUUAGACAAGUUACGUGCUAAUAGGUCAAGCAGACUUCACAAGAAAGAUCCCCAAAAAGAUGAUGAGACAAACCCUGAAGCAGAUAAUGAGGACUUGUAUGUGGAGCGCAUUCGCCUUGAGAAUACACGAUUGAGCUUCAAGAGUUUCUUGAGCAAGCUCACAAUACAGGAGCCUACAUUCGAUAGAAUGAUUGUUGUUUAUAGGCGAGCUAGCUCUAAAACAAAUCUAGAAAGAGGAAUCUACGUCAAGCAUUUCAAAAACAUUCCUAUGGCCGACAUGGAGAUUGUGCUUCCUGAGAAAAGAAAUCCUGGACUGACUCCAAUGGACUGGGUCAAAUUUCUGAUAUCUGCCGUAGUUGGUCUGGUUGCCGUGCUUACGUCGGUUGAGAUGCCGAAAGCAGAUCCAUGGCCAAUAGUUACUUAUCGCAAGUUGUUUUACUUCAGUUUCCAGCAGAACAUGGCUACAUACCAGAACUUGAUAACGCAGUCAAUGUAUGAUAAACAACUAGACAGCGGGAAGGGUACGCUGCUACACUUGUGUGAUGAUGUAAUUCAGCAAGAAGUAAAAGAGGUGAUGAUUUCCUUCUACAUACUCAUGGAGCAGGGGAAAGCUACCUUGGAGGAUCUGGAUCUGAGGUGCGAGGAACUGAUAAAGGAAGAGUUUGGUGAAAGGUGUAACUUUGAUGUGGACGAUGCAGUCCAGAAGCUAGAGAAGCUGGGGAUCGUUGCUCGGGACACCAUUGGAAGGUACUACUGUAUGGGGUUGAAGCGGGCCAACGAGAUCAUAGGGACCACGACGGAGGAGCUUGUCCUCAAGGCCAAACAGGGUGUCACCCCUUCUUGA
This is a messenger RNA of Thlaspi arvense, 1440 nucleotides long. The record is from the annotation of a GenBank genome assembly. Lineage: Eukaryota; Viridiplantae; Streptophyta; Magnoliopsida; Brassicales; Brassicaceae.